This is a messenger RNA of Hyphopichia burtonii NRRL Y-1933, 1758 nucleotides long. It is a transcript of the gene FGR29, whose product is annotated as Fgr29p. Bases 1 to 1758 code for a protein of 585 amino acids. NCBI's taxonomy places the organism in Eukaryota, Fungi, Ascomycota, Pichiomycetes, Serinales, Debaryomycetaceae. The transcript has a single exon. The record is from RefSeq and is a predicted model, not a curated record.
AUGUUUAGAGCCAGAACCUAUAGUACCAGUAAGGAGGGAAAUCGAAUAAGUGAAUUCAAAAGUUUAUAUUUUCAGAUCAAAAAACACCUUGAUAAGGUGAACAUUAGUUUGAGGUAUGAACAAUUGAAAACCCCUGAGAUAUAUUCUACAUUGGUUAAAUCAAUAGUGGAGAAGUUAUUACCAGUGAAUAACAUAUACAUGAUAUAUGUUUUAUUGUUGGUAAGGUAUGAAUAUAUGAUACAAUCUGAAAAUGAUUUGAUGAAGUACGAUUUAUUGAUGACCAAAGCCAAUUUGAGUGAGAUAUUGGCAAUCAGGAUGUUAAGAGAGUACAGAUCGGUUGAUAGAACCAAUAUGCUAUUCAUCAACACUCCAGUGAAGGGAACACCAUUGAACGUUAUCGAGUUAACGAUAUUAUCAAAACUGAAGAAAUUCUUAUCGCAACCAAUUAUAGUACAUAUACUUGAUAAGUUUUAUAAGGGGAAUCUUGUUAUUAAGCAAUAUAAGAAUGAGAAUGAAGAAAACGGUUUAUUGAUUGAUAAUGUGGUUGACCACCAGUAUGAAAGAGUAUCGAUUGGCAAGAUGAUAAGCCGAUCUAAUAAAGUUCCAAAAUAUCAAUCGAUAAUUAUAAAUAUGAAAUAUAUUGGAUUAACUGUUUUAUACUUGAUAUUCAUGAAUGGACAAAACAAGUAUGCCGAGAUAAUGUUUUGGAUCCUUGGACUAAGUUUCAAUAUUGAAAUGGCUAUAAAAUUUUAUCAUAUCGAAUACAUUUUCCUUAAAAAAAUCCUAUGGACGUACGUCGAUAUGGUUAUAUUAUUAAUGAUUGACGUAUGUUUUAUAUUGAAAGUUAGUGACAUUCAGUAUCAGGAUUAUUUCAGUAUAUUAUCGAUAAUCUUGUUUCCUCGGAUUCUAUCAAUCUUUAAUAAUUAUGAAUUUUUCCAUAUGAUCAUACUUUCAUUCAAGAAAAUGUUAUGGAAUAUGAUUGGAAUGUUUAUACUUUUUUUAUCCUUGAUAUUUGGGUUUUUCAUUUGCUUUAUCAGUUUAACCAUUAACAAAAGCAAUUAUGAAAUUGCUUUUGAUAUGUUGAAAGUAUUUUUUGGUUUCACUCCGGCCAUUUGGACCAAUUGGGAUAACUAUACUGAUAUGGGCAAAGUUGUUCAAAUGAGUUACUUAUUCUUGAUCCAAUUCAUUAUCAAUACUAUAUUGGCAAUUGUAUUGGGGAAUAUUUUUGUCAAAAUAAAUCAAAGCAAUAAGGAAGAAUUUGAAUAUUUCAAAACUAUCAAUCUAAUCAUAUACUUAAAAUGGAGUCAGUUAAAUGAAAAUUUCUUAUUGAAAUUAUUGAAAUUCCCCAUUGUGAUUCAAAUAUUCGUUUAUGAAUUAUUAAAUUCUUUGUUCUCUAAGAGAAAAGAACAAGUUAAAACUUUCCAAUUCUUCGAUAAGGAGGAUUACGAAGAAGUGAGAAGCAGAAGAUUCAGUAAUGCUACUUUCAAGAAGAAGCUUCUUCCAGUCCAAUCGAUAUCCACUCUAGGCAUCCGAAGUGCAUCAACUGACUCAACGUUCAUCGAUGAAAUAUUAAACAAGAAAUACCCCACCAAACUACAUAAAGUAACCUCCAAUAAUCUGGAAUCGGCGAAAAACGAUGAAUUAAUGAAAAAAUUAGAUGAUCUACAAGAUACCAUGAACAAUCUAGUCAACGAUCGAUUUGACCACGAUCUGGUUUAUCUAAAUAACUCUGACCAAGACUCUGAUUAUGAAAUCUAG